Sebastes umbrosus (honeycomb rockfish) is the source of this 2088-nucleotide messenger RNA. It is a transcript of the gene nkx2.3, whose product is annotated as NK2 homeobox 3. Bases 277 to 1299 code for a protein of 340 amino acids. The transcript is spliced from 2 exons. Gene Ontology annotation, biological process: regulation of transcription by RNA polymerase II; cell differentiation. The record is from RefSeq and is a predicted model, not a curated record. Gene Ontology annotation, cellular component: nucleus. Lineage: Eukaryota; Metazoa; Chordata; Actinopteri; Perciformes; Sebastidae. Gene Ontology annotation, molecular function: DNA-binding transcription factor activity, RNA polymerase II-specific; RNA polymerase II cis-regulatory region sequence-specific DNA binding.
CCAAACAGGAUCGACCUCUCUCCUUCUCUCUCACAGCCCUCCAGCCAUAGACACACACACAGCCACAGGAGAGAGGGAUGUCACAGCUGAAAGAAAACCAGUCCUCCUCCAUCGUCUGCAUGAAGAACAAGCAGUGCGCGCCCAUUCUUCACGCGUACGCACGGGUUAUUUACUGCUUUUACGCGCAGUCCGGAGACAAAUUGGUCCAAUUUUGGGCUUGCUGACUAUUUGUUAUCUUGUCAUUUCUCUCUCUCUGUCUCUCUGUUGGUGGUAAUAAUGCUCCCCAGCCCGCUCAUGACUUCUUCCACCACGCCUUUCUCCGUGAAGGAUAUUCUGAAGUUGGAGUUGCAGCAACAAUCUCAGCAGCAGCAGCUCCAGUUCAUCUCCUGCUUCGGUCUCUCACAGCCGGGAGCUUUUCAGAACAAACCCUCCUGCAUGUUGGCCGGGAGGGACAGUCCGAGUCCCAUCAGCUCCGGGCUGUCGGAGAGCGACGAGAGGAUGUCGUACCUCAACAACACACUGACGGUGCAAGACCGGCUGACGGUGCAGGACCGGCUGGUGGAGUCCGGUCAGCCCGGGGAGAUGUUCUGCAACCCGGCGCACAACCUCUCUGCAGCAGACCUCCGGCUGGAGGAACCAGACAGCAAGAGCUGCGGUGCGUUGCGGGCUGAUUGUGAGGAUCAUCCGGACUCGGAGAAGCCCGCCAAGCAGCAGAGGACCAGGAGGAAACCGCGCGUGCUCUUCUCCCAGACUCAGGUGUUCGAGCUCGAGCGUCGCUUCAAGCAGCAGCGGUACCUGUCCGCUCCGGAGAGAGAGCACCUGGCCAGCUCGCUGAAGCUCACCUCCACUCAGGUCAAGAUCUGGUUCCAGAACAGGAGGUACAAAUGCAAGAGGCAGCGGCAGGACAAGAGUCUGGAGCUGGCAGGUCACCACCACCACCACCACCAUGCACCUGCACCGCCCAGGAGGGUGGCCGUGCCGGUGUUGGUCCGAGACGGCAGGCCUUGUCUGACUGGAUCCCAGAACUAUAACCCGUCCUACACAGUCGGAGGAGCUCCAAACCCGUACAGCUACAACAGCUACCCGGCCUACAGCUAUAACAACUCGGUGUACACCAACACUUACUCCUGUACUUACUCUAGUCUACCUGCUCUGCCGCCCAGCAACACCGCUGCUAAUGCUUUUAUCAACAUGAAUUUGGGAAAUCUCGGCGCACAGACGCAAAGCCAUCAGGCGAGCCACCAAGGACCAGUGGUCACACCGUGCCAGGGAGCUCUGCAGGGCAUCCGGGCCUGGUAGCUGGGCUCUUUACGCACGACCACAGACACUUCUUCUUCUUGGAUGGACUCGAGCAUGUGAACCUGAUCUACUAAUGCAAGGAAAGCACAAUUUAAAACUCUGUGAGUGUGGGCCAGUUGGCUGUAACUCAAGGCAGGCCAGUGAGGAAAUCCGAGCCCAUUGACUGAUAAAAACCAUAUUCAGUAUAUGCGCAUUUUUCUCUGAGCCAAAAUGUUUAGAAAACGUAUUAAACCUGCUGAAUGUCGCCGCUGAGCAAAAGACUGUGCGUAAUGUGGCCUAUUGUGGUUCAAAAUGGAUGUAAUGUGCGACAAAAAUAAAAGGGAAACUGUAGGACAUUUCAUACAAAACACAUAUGAAAUGUGUUAUAUUAUUAGCCCAUAAUGAAUUCAUUAUAGGCCCAUUCAAUUAGAUCCCUAAAAUGUAUUGCAAGAAAAUAACUAUUGCUAGAUAAUGCAAUCUUAUUAAGUAUUAUGUUUUUUUUCCCCUCUUCUUUUUUAACAGCUGUGUGAUUUGAGUAAAUGAGAUUGAACGACGUGACCUGUUAAAACGGCCUGUUUUUACGCUCAAGUUACAACGACGAAAAGUAUCACUGAUGAUGAAAUUAAAUGAUGCAAACUUAAUGACACACGUGACUAUUGUUUUGUGCUUUGUGUGUGUGUGUGUUUGCGUGUAACUACGGAACCUAAACAAAUACAGUAUCCAUUUAUGUAGAAAUGUACGCUUCUAUGCCAAAUAUGACGUUUCUGAUCUCGUUUGGAAGCACGUUGUUAUUUGCAUUUCAACAUUCAU